AUGGGCGGGCCACGGUCCGACUCGCCACUGCCUCCUGAGGGCACCACUCCAGCCCCCCCCCCCUCCCGACUGCCAACCACUUCUGUGCACGGUGACACUUACACCUUCAACCUCUAUCCACGCUACCACCUGUCCUCUUCAAAAAACGUCCAAACCAGACCGUACGUGUCCAUACACCGCCAACCCACCCCGAGCCGCUUGGAGGUGUCCCGGGCGGAGCUGUCCUCGUCGGCCGAGUCCUUCCUCCGUCAGCAGAACAGCGCCCUGGCCCUCGCCUGUGAGAGCUUCGCCAGAGCCAACUGGGCGUUCCAGACCAACCUCACGAACCACAACAAGAUGAGGAAGAUCACGAGGCAGGUAGAAUACGCGCGCGUGCGGAAGGAGGCGUGGCAGAAGGCGAAGAAGUGGGGGAAGGUGCGGCGCCAUCUCGGGGAGGAGGCGCGGAGGCAGCUCGAGGUCCUGGCUGCGCUGGGGACGGCCGCGCUGCCCGAGCGGGACUUGAGGGAGUACGCCAACAUCGUAUCUGAAAUGUCCCGGAUCUACAGCACGGCUACGGUGUGCAGCUUCAGCGACCCCGACAAGUGCGACCUAACACUCGACGAAGACGUAAAGGACAUCCUGAAGAAUAGCAAGAACAGCGAAGAACUGGCGCACAUCUGGCUUGCCUGGCGACGGAACACAGGCAGAAAGAUGAGGAAAAGUUACGAAGAUCUUGUACCUCUGUUGAACAAAGCUGCCGCAGCCAAUGGAUUUAAGAACAAAGUCGAAAUGGAUUUGCGAGCUUACGAAAGCAACAGUUUCCGAGCCGACGUCGGGGCGCUGUGGACCGAACUGAAGCCCCUUUACGAGCAGCUGCACGCCUACGUCAGGGCGAGGCUGAGAGAGGUGUAUGGAAAAGUGGUAACAGAACGAGGUCCUCUCCCAGCUCACUUGCUGGAGAUGUUUGGCUCAGACUUGGAGAUCUAUGACCUAGUCUCACCCUUUCCCAACGCAACAGCACUGAACAUAACACAGGAGAUGAUAAAGCAGGGAUACACGCCCCAAAAGAUGUUCCAGUUGGCUGAUGACUUCUUUGCCUCCCUGGGCAUGAGUCGCGUCCCUGACACGUUUUGGAAACAUUCUGUUCUGGAGAGGCCAAAGAGCGGCGAUAUUGUCUGCCAUCCAUCUGCUUGGGAUUUCUGUGAUGGAGAAAAUUUCAGGGUCAAGCAGUGCACUCAAGUAACCUUGUCUGACCUGAUCACUGCCCAUCAUGAGAUGGGUCACAUCCAGUACUUUAUGCAGUACAAAGACCAACCACAUAUCUUUCAGCGCAGUGCAAAUCCAGCCUUCCAUGAAGCUGUCGGAGACCUCAUUGCCCUUAGUGUGUCCACCCCAAAGCACAUGUCAACACUUGGCCUAUUUAAGAAGAGCUCACAAAAGAGACAGAAAGAAAUUGAGUUGAACUUCCUAAUGAAGAUGGCACUGGAUAAGGUUGCUUUUCUGCCAUUUGCAUACCUCAUGGACUUGUGGCGCUGGAGAGUUCUUGACGGCACUUAUCCUCAUAGGGAUUGGAACUGUGCUUGGUGGGAUCUCAGGUAUGAGAUUCAAGGAAUGAAACCCCCUUCUACACGUACAGAAAACGACUUUGACCCUGCGGCAAAGUUUCAUGUGGCGGUGAACUCUCCAUACAUCAGAUACUUUUUGAGCACCAUUAUUCAAUUUCAGUUCCACAAGGCUCUGUGUAUGAAAUCCCAAGAGUAUGACCCUGAUAAUCCCUUGAAGCCACUUCAUAAAUGUGAUAAUCACCAAUCAAGUGAAGCUGGAAGUGCUCUUAGAGAAAUGCUUAAGCUAGGCUCGUCAAAACCCUGGCAGGAAGUACUAAGAAUCCUCACAGGAGAGGAGAGGAUGGACACCUCAGCCCUGCGGGAAUACUUCCAGCCCCUUGAGAAGUGGCUAAGAGAAGAGAAUUCAAGACGAGGAGAAUCUGUUGGAUGGCGGCCAGAUGGUCAGUAUUGCUUGUACAAGAGUUCAGAAGCAGGACCUGAAAGCAAUUGCACAUUUGCUCAAGAUUCACCACCUGUAACUUCCACUCCACCUUCUCCACUUGCUCCACCUGCUCCACUUCUUGCAGCUUCUACAAUCAUUCCACCUUAUACAGCUGAUCUACCUGUAAGACCUGAGGUUAUUGAUGAAACCAUUCAUCCUAGUACAGCUGCUUCAUACAAAGCACCUUCGACACUUGUUCCAGAUGUUGGUAGCAUUGCUUCUGUUCUCCUUGAUACAGCAGUCACACCUGUUCCUGACACUGAUGACACUUUGUGAUUUCAGAUGAGUUUUCUUUACUUGUUUGUAAUCUUAAUCUUCCAAACUUUUUAUAAAUGAUCUAAAAGGGAGUAAGAGAAUAACUAUCUAUCUAUUUGUCUCUAAAAAGAAUAAU
This is a messenger RNA of Penaeus vannamei (Pacific white shrimp), 2416 nucleotides long. The record is from RefSeq and is a predicted model, not a curated record. NCBI's taxonomy places the organism in Eukaryota, Metazoa, Arthropoda, Malacostraca, Decapoda, Penaeidae.